Messenger RNA from Chara braunii, 1155 nucleotides. The record is from the annotation of a GenBank genome assembly. NCBI's taxonomy places the organism in Eukaryota, Viridiplantae, Streptophyta, Charophyceae, Charales, Characeae.
AGGCGAGCACAAAGUCUAUGAUAAAUAUGGAAGGUUGAGAGUGAUACUAAGAGAAGUUAGGAAUUAGGCAAUGACUGGUUACUGUCCGGCGGUAACGGCAGUACUGGACACCCUAGUUCCUUUUACCGGUGGAGGAGCUUUCCCGUACAAGAUAGAACGCUGCAUAUCCCUGGAGGAGAAACACGCAUCUGGGAAGGCGUAUAUCCUUGUGGUGAAGUUCCUUGACACCGAAGCCGAACUAGUGGGCGAGAUCAUCUGCGAUCAACUCCGAGGGCGCGGGCCGCAGACCAACUUUAUUUUGGAAAGCGAUGGACGUGAUAGGGUGAACGCAACCACUCGAUUGGGAACGGUCGGGAGAAGGAUUAACCGUGACACCAUUAUGGAGGAGGUCGUCGGAAGCUCCGAACCCCAAGCAGAGCCUGAGGCCGAGGAACCAGAGAAAGUCUAUGGGAAGCCUAGUGAAGAGGAGCCUGCGGACAAGGUUACCGACGCUAAGAAGAAGUUUAGGUAUCAAAUCCCGAUCUUAACCUUGCUUCAGCUCGACGACACCAUUAGCAAGUUAGUAGGAGCCAUGGUGUCGGUAUCUUUUCAGAGCAUGCUGCAGGCUAGCCCUAGGUUGCUCAAAGAGCUCAGACAACUGUUGACUCAGAGGCGAGUAGAAAUAGGCGACAACCCCGAAUUACCAGAAGGGGAGAGGGAGGAGGAAGCUCCGCAAGAAGUGGCUAACCUUCAAAGGAGUCAUGGGGACUUGAAGGAUCUCGAAAAAGCCUUUGCAGACAUUCGUUUGAGCUCGCCCGACCGGGAGGGCGGCGAAGUCAUUAGAUCACCACCCGGGACAAAGUUUAGCUUUCAUGCGCUGCCCGUAGGGAAACAGAAAAUCCACAUCGGGAGUCAUCAUACCGACGCAUUAGUAGACGGGGGAGCAGAAAUCACUGUCAUAAGGAGAGAUUUCGCAAUGAUUAUGGGAUGUUCGGUAAACAAGAAAGUAACAGGGAGCAUCCGGGGAGCUGGCGGGGAAAUCCCGUUCGAUAGUACGUCACGAAGUGUACUGUGAAGGUAGGGGUCAGGGAAUCGAUCUGGUCGUUUCAGCGGAUGACCGUAAUGGAGGAAAUGGACCACGACAUAAUCCUCGGGAGACCGUGGUGCGCGAACGUA